This is a messenger RNA of Arabis nemorensis, 219 nucleotides long. Lineage: Eukaryota; Viridiplantae; Streptophyta; Magnoliopsida; Brassicales; Brassicaceae. The record is from the annotation of a GenBank genome assembly.
AUGAAGCCAGCGAUGAAACAGUUUAAGGAGGAGGUUGGAUCAUUAGACAGCGUUGUCUUUGUGUCUCAGUGCGUGUUCUGGGACAUUGAAUCAAUUGGGCCGGUUAAUCGUGUCUUAUUUGACUUCACAUGGCAACACUUCAUGCUUUGUCCCCCCUUCCGUGGACUUGAUUGCCCUUUAUGUAUUAUGGAGGAAUCAUGUUCAGCAUAUUGUAAAUGA